GGAUCAGUAAGGAAAAAGACGUGUGGUGAGAGAAACAGAGAAUUGAAAAGAAAUAUUUUUCCAAAAGCAUUACCGUAUUUCACUUGUUCUUCAUUUUCGGUAACCCAAAAUCGUUCCGAUUAUUCACCGAAACACAAAACCGAUUUCAUAUCUUUGAAGUUCGUUGAGUCCAGGUCACAAAUAUCCAAGGUUCAUUUCAUUCCGGCGUCGUUUCACCGAUCAAAAGCGACGUUGAAGUCAGGUACUCACGAAGGCAGGCAGCACUGCGUCGGUGACGGUUUCCAGCUUUCGGUCGAUCAUUUGGACGAUCAGAAGUUCAUCCUCUUCACACAAGAGUCUUCAAUUGACAAGGUCAAGUCUCUGACCAUCAACUCUGGCAUCAGUGAUGAUCCCUCUGCUGUAAGGAUUCACUAGAACAAAGUGAUAAGUUGGAUGACCUCUGAAGCCUUCAAGCUGAAAGGCCUCUCUGAACAAGUCCACAAUGACUUCAUCAGAGACGCUAGGAUCAGACUCCAAGAGCGUCUAGCCAGAGAAGUUGAGGAGCGGGCAAGACAGGAAGCUGAAGAGAAAGCAAGACAAGAAGAACUUCAGAGAAUCAAAGAAGCUGAAGCCAAAGCUCUUGCUGAUGCUGUUGUUGCUGAAGCUGAGGAAAAAGCAAAAGCUGCCGCUGAAGAAGCAGCUCGCCUUGUUGAAGAGUCUGCUGCCAAAAAUGAUGCACUGACUCAGGGGGAGACCUUCAACUUCGUCCCUCUGGUCCUGAAGACCCUUGAAAAGCUGCAGAAAGAACAACAGGUCAUUUAUCAUUCCAUAUUGCAUUGCACCAUGGCAGUCAGAAUUGGCAUCAAGAGAAUCCUUUGUACAAAAGAGCAAGUCUUUCCUUGAGAUGAAGGCCACAUGAUUAUUCUGAAGAGCUUAUAUGAGCUAGGGUUCAUUUUGAAGCAGUUUUACCAAGUGGCAGAGGCCCAAAUUCAGCAGUGCAUUUCCAGGUCAUCUGAGGACCAUAAAAGUCAACUGUGCAGUCAACUGAGGGCUUUGAGUUGGGGAAGUGAGUGGAAGCAUCUCAUUCAUGUUCAUACAAGGC
Messenger RNA from Lathyrus oleraceus (garden pea), 1081 nucleotides. Its product is annotated as eukaryotic translation initiation factor 4 gamma-like. Bases 433 to 882 code for a protein of 149 amino acids. NCBI's taxonomy places the organism in Eukaryota, Viridiplantae, Streptophyta, Magnoliopsida, Fabales, Fabaceae. The transcript has 3 exons. The record is from RefSeq and is a predicted model, not a curated record.